Molecule: messenger RNA, 972 nt
Organism: Fragaria vesca subsp. vesca
Lineage: Eukaryota; Viridiplantae; Streptophyta; Magnoliopsida; Rosales; Rosaceae
Product: probable serine/threonine-protein kinase At1g18390-like
Exons: 3
Coding region: 1-972 (323 amino acids)
Molecular function (GO): polysaccharide binding
Source: RefSeq, a predicted model, not a curated record
AUGAGGAGUCUGAGGAAAGAAGAAUCAGCAGCUGCGUUAACCAUUCUCCUCUAUUCUGUGCUGACUUCUCUAUUUUUCCUUGCAGUUCAAGCAAGAAGUCAUAAACAGGCAUGUCGUUCUUCGUGUGGAGGUAUUGAAAACAUCAGCUAUCCUUUUCGCCUAAAGGGUGAUCCGGUAGGCUGCGGUGAUCCUGACUAUGAGCUAUCAUGUGUUAACAACAAAACCAUCCUAGAAAUAUUUCCAGGAAAAUACUAUGUAAAGAACAUUUCUUAUGAUGAGAAUGUUAUCCGUUUGGUCGAUGUCAACUUUGCCAAUGGUAGCAGCUGCAGCCUUCCAUCAGGAUCUGUUGUAACGAGGAAUGGAGAUGUCAAGGAUUUGCGCUUUGUGAGGCUUGGCGCCGAGCGUACUUACACACAGUUUGUGAAGUGCUCCAGAAACAUCAGCCAGGCUGAUGUAACAGCUUUUAACUACACAGCCGUUCCAUGUUUGACUGGAGUUAAUGGGACUAAUUACUUCUAUGCUGUUUAUGAUGGUGACUACUUAACUGGUCAUCGUAAACCACCAUGCUCGCUUAUUUCAGUGGCUUCAUCAGAUAAUCAUGAAAAUCUUGUUAAGCCCCUUUCUUAUGAAGCCAUCAUGAAGCACUUGGAGGCAGGGUUUGAUCUCGCAUGGUCCGUUGAGUGUCGCGAUUGUUCUUUAGCUGGCAAAUAUUGUGGAGUAGAUGUAAGUGAUCUGAAUUUGGGUACUAAGCCACUCCCCUAUCAAUGUUCUGAAGAUUCAGAGUACAAAGAACUCACAGAGCUCCAAAUGAUCUUAAUAUAUGUGGGAAUUUCUUUGGGAGCUCUAUUUGCUUUUGUGCUUAUAGUGGUUUUAUUGGUGUUACGCAUCCGCAAAUGUAUGAGACAAAGACAGCGGGAGAGGAAUCUGCAGAAUCAGCAGCAGUCAUCGACACCAGCACUCCACAGUUCUUGA